AGCCCAUCCCAACACGGGUCGCCCCCGCCCCGGCGCGUGGUGACCUUGAGGGCAGCGGUGCCGGGCGCUCCCUAUCCCUGCGCCCGGGGAGGGUCACCCCUUUAAUCCCCUGCUUCAGCCCCCCAGACGCACUGCGGACGGGGAGCCGAGGGGCCCUCAACGGCCUCCGGCGGGGCUGGUUGAUGGAUGCAUGUCAGACAGGACAGUGACUCCGGAGGAGUUAGAGGGCCGCCUCGCCUUUCUUCUCCUGUCUUGCGUCUGGCCCCCGCAGGAUAUUCACGGUUGCUUCCGAUUCGUGUUUGUGGACUUAGUUUAAAAGAAAAAAAAAUCUUCUCCUCCCCUCUUUGGAAAGGAUCAGUAAGGAAGAGGACGACAUUUCAGUUGCGGGGGUGGUGGUGGGGUGUGCUCCCUUUAUUCCAUCCUGCAGGAGAAUCACAUAGCUAAGCUAGUUAGCGACCCCUGGGUCUGCGCCUCGGUCACUGGCCAGUCGGUCUCUGUGCGCAUUUCAUUGACCAGUUUUCUGCGGGACUCGCAGCGUUGGGAGUGCACUCAUCCAGUGCGUGUAGCAUUGCUUGGCGCCCUGGCGAAGAGGGCAGGUCUUGGUCACAGCUGAGGGAGUCUGCAAAAACCUAGAGGGCUGGACCCUCCUCGAUGUGUACAUCUCAUGAUUGAUGUGAAGAAAUGAGUCAUGGACCAAAGGUCAAGAUACUUCUCUGGGAAAUGUUGCUGCUGAUGCUGCUUUACAAAGUCACACAAUGAAGUGUUUGGUUUAAGAAAGAUUUUCAUAUUUAAAAGAUUUUCAUCUUGGAAAUAUAUCAAGUGAAAAUUAGAUUUUUUUGGGAAACAUUUUCCUCCUAAUAAAUUAUACUUGUAAUGGGCGACAUGGCAAACAACUCAGUUGCAUAUAGUGGUGUGAAAAACUCUUUGAAAGAAGCUAAUCAUGAUGGAGACUUUGGAAUUACGCUCGCAGAGCUUCGGGCUCUCAUGGAGCUCAGGUCCACAGACGCAUUACGAAAAAUACAGGAAAGUUAUGGAGAUGUCUAUGGAAUUUGCGCCAAGUUGAAAACAUCUCCUAAUGAAGGCUUAAGUGGAAACCCUGCAGAUUUAGAAAGAAGAGAAGCAGUGUUUGGAAAGAACUUUAUACCUCCUAAAAAGCCAAAAACCUUUCUUCAAUUAGUAUGGGAAGCAUUACAAGAUGUCACUUUAAUUAUAUUAGAAAUCGCAGCCAUAGUAUCUUUGGGCCUUUCUUUUUAUCAACCUCCAGAAGGAGAUAAUGCACUUUGUGGAGAAGUUUCUGUUGGGGAGGAAGAAGGUGAAGGUGAAACUGGUUGGAUUGAAGGAGCUGCAAUCCUCUUGUCAGUGGUGUGUGUGGUAUUAGUUACAGCUUUCAAUGACUGGAGUAAGGAGAAACAGUUCAGAGGUUUGCAGAGUCGAAUUGAACAAGAACAGAAGUUCACCGUCAUCAGGGGUGGGCAGGUCAUUCAGAUACCUGUGGCUGACAUUACUGUUGGAGAUAUUGCUCAAGUGAAAUAUGGCGAUCUUCUUCCAGCUGAUGGCAUACUUAUUCAAGGCAAUGAUCUUAAAAUUGAUGAAAGCUCCUUGACUGGUGAAUCUGAUCAUGUUAAGAAGUCUUUAGAUAAGGAUCCCUUACUUCUAUCAGGUACUCAUGUGAUGGAAGGCUCUGGAAGAAUGGUAGUUACUGCUGUAGGUGUCAAUUCUCAAACUGGAAUUAUCUUUACCUUACUUGGAGCUGGAGGUGAAGAGGAAGAGAAGAAAGAUGAGAAGAAAAAGGAAAAGAAAAAUAAGAAACAAGAUGGAGCUAUUGAGAAUCGCAACAAAGCUAAAGCCCAGGAUGGUGCAGCCAUGGAAAUGCAGCCUUUAAAAAGUGAAGAAGGUGGAGAUGGUGAUGAAAAAGACAAAAAGAAAGCAAAUUUGCCAAAAAAGGAAAAAUCUGUUUUACAAGGGAAACUUACAAAACUGGCUGUCCAGAUUGGGAAAGCAGGUUUGUUGAUGUCUGCCAUCACAGUUAUCAUUCUAGUAUUAUAUUUUGUAAUUGAUACCUUCUGGGUUCAGAAGAAACCUUGGCUUGCUGAAUGCACACCGAUUUACAUACAAUAUUUUGUGAAGUUCUUCAUUAUUGGGGUUACAGUUUUAGUGGUUGCAGUGCCAGAAGGUCUUCCACUUGCAGUCACUAUCUCACUGGCUUAUUCAGUCAAGAAAAUGAUGAAAGAUAAUAACUUAGUAAGGCAUCUGGAUGCGUGUGAAACCAUGGGAAAUGCUACAGCCAUUUGUUCAGAUAAAACAGGAACAUUGACAAUGAACAGAAUGACAGUUGUUCAAGCUUAUAUAAAUGAAAAACAUUAUAAAAAGGUUCCUGAACCAGAAGCUAUUCCACCAAAUAUUUUGUCCUAUCUUGUAACAGGAAUUUCAGUCAAUUGUGCUUAUACAUCAAAAAUAUUGCCACCAGAGAAAGAGGGUGGAUUACCUCGUCAUGUUGGUAAUAAAACUGAAUGUGCCUUGUUGGGACUUCUCUUGGAUUUAAAACGGGAUUAUCAGGAUGUUCGAAAUGAAAUACCAGAAGAAGCACUGUACAAAGUCUAUACCUUCAAUUCUGUCAGGAAGUCCAUGAGUACUGUCCUGAAAAAUUCAGAUGGGAGUUUUCGAAUAUUCAGCAAGGGUGCAUCUGAGAUAAUUCUGAAAAAGUGUUUCAAAAUCUUGAGUGCUAAUGGUGAGGCAAAAGUAUUCAGACCAAGGGAUCGUGAUGAUAUUGUAAAAACUGUGAUUGAACCGAUGGCAUCAGAAGGCUUGAGAACCAUAUGUCUUGCAUUCAGAGAUUUUCCAGCAGGAGAACCAGAACCAGAGUGGGAUAAUGAAAAUGAUAUUGUCACCGGCCUUACAUGCAUUGCUGUUGUGGGCAUUGAAGAUCCUGUGAGACCUGAGGUACCAGAUGCAAUUAAAAAAUGUCAGAGGGCUGGAAUUACUGUACGGAUGGUCACUGGUGAUAAUAUUAAUACUGCUCGGGCUAUUGCUACCAAAUGUGGUAUUUUACAUCCUGGGGAAGAUUUCCUAUGCCUGGAAGGUAAAGAUUUUAACCGAAGAAUACGAAAUGAAAAGGGAGAGAUUGAGCAAGAGCGAAUAGACAAGAUUUGGCCAAAGCUUCGAGUACUUGCAAGAUCAUCUCCUACUGACAAACAUACUCUUGUUAAAGGUAUAAUCGACAGCACUGUCUCAGAACAACGCCAAGUUGUAGCUGUAACUGGUGAUGGUACAAAUGAUGGCCCAGCAUUAAAGAAAGCAGAUGUUGGAUUUGCAAUGGGGAUUGCUGGAACUGACGUAGCUAAAGAAGCAUCUGAUAUUAUUCUCACAGAUGACAACUUUACAAGCAUUGUUAAGGCAGUUAUGUGGGGACGAAAUGUCUAUGACAGCAUCUCAAAAUUCCUUCAGUUCCAACUUACUGUUAAUGUAGUAGCAGUCAUUGUUGCUUUCACAGGAGCUUGUAUUACUCAAGAUUCACCGCUUAAGGCUGUGCAGAUGCUGUGGGUAAACCUCAUAAUGGAUACACUUGCUUCCUUGGCUCUGGCAACGGAACCACCCACUGAAUCCCUCUUGCUUCGGAAACCUUAUGGUAGAAAUAAGCCUCUCAUCUCACGCACAAUGAUGAAGAAUAUUUUGGGUCAUGCAUUCUAUCAACUUGUAGUAGUUUUUACACUCUUAUUUGCUGGAGAAAAGUUUUUUGAUAUUGAUAGUGGAAGAAAUGCUCCUUUGCAUGCUCCACCUUCGGAACAUUAUACUAUUGUUUUUAAUACCUUUGUGCUGAUGCAACUUUUCAAUGAAAUAAAUGCCCGGAAAAUUCAUGGUGAAAGAAAUGUGUUUGAAGGAAUCUUUAAUAAUGCCAUCUUCUGCACGAUUGUUUUAGGCACUUUUGUGGUACAGAUAAUAAUUGUGCAGUUUGGUGGAAAACCUUUCAGUUGUUCAGAACUUUCAGUAGAACAGUGGCUAUGGUCAAUAUUCCUAGGAAUGGGGACAUUACUCUGGGGCCAGCUUAUUUCAACAAUUCCAACUAGUCGUUUAAAAUUCCUAAAAGAAGCUGGUCAUGGAACACAAAAGGAAGAAAUACCUGAGGAGGAAUUAGCAGAGGACGUUGAAGAGAUUGAUCACGCUGAAAGGGAGUUGCGGCGUGGCCAGAUCUUGUGGUUUAGAGGUCUGAACAGAAUCCAGACACAGAUGGAUGUAGUGAAUGCUUUCCAGAGUGGAAGUUCCAUUCAGGGGGCUCUAAGGCGGCAACCCUCCAUCGCCAGCCAGCAUCAUGAUAUUCGAGUGGUGAAUGCAUUUCGUAGUUCUUUAUAUGAAGGGUUAGAAAAACCAGAAUCAAGAAGUUCGAUUCACAACUUUAUGACACAUCCUGAGUUUAGGAUAGAAGAUUCAGAGCCUCAUAUACCCCUUAUUGAUGACACUGAUGCUGAAGAUGAUGCUCCUACAAAACGUAACUCCAGCCCUCCACCCUCUCCCAACAAAAAUAACAAUGCUGUUGACAGCGGAAUUCACCUUACAAUAGAAAUGAACAAGUCUGCUACCUCUUCAUCCCCAGGAAGCCCACUACAUAGUUUGGAAACAUCACUCUGAUUGUAAGCUGAAUGUUAACACACUAGCUGCAUUGUAAAGAAACAAAUUGAAACUGGGUCUUUUCACAUAUUGUGACGGACAAGAUAGUAUUCUUGUCUUUGGACUUCAACAGAAGACACACUUGUACGAAUGUAGAUUUAUUUUUUUAAAAAAAAAAAAAAAAGCAAAGCUUUCUGCCAGACUGAGGGUGCUUUUUGGGGGGUGGGAGAAAUGAACUGACAGAUAAACAGUAACUCAGUAUAAGUGACCCGUGGAUCAUCAGUAGUACCCAAGAAUGGUCCUGAACAGUGUAUUAGCAGAACUUUAGUUUAUCUUAAUCCUUGAUGGGAGAGAGGGAGGAGUAAAGCUGGGCCAGACGAAGAGCCCUGGAUCAUUGAAUUGAUACUUUAAUUUCUGCUGUUGGCUGUUAAUAAUUUGGAUUAUUUAUGUUUAUAAAUGAUACAGAUCUGUUUACAAGGUUUGUAGAUACUUUUUUUGUUCCUGUUCAUAGAUGGGAAGCUUCAUUAUAACUGAUGCAGAGAAAAAUUAGUCCUUCAAAUACUGCUGUAUUUUCAGGAAAAAAAAGGGGGGGUGUUUCUAUUGAAACUGUACUAAAUUUUUGCCUACAAUUUACCUUGUUAAAUAUUGUAGAUAAAUUGCUAAUACUAAUAGCCAAAUAGAUAACACUAAUGCUUUGUUUAAAAAAAACCAAAACAAAAAAAACAAAACAAAACAAAAAAACAUGAGCAGUGGUGUUCUAAUGAAGUUAUGGCGUCUGUCCUAAUUAGUUUCUUAAAUACAUUUACUACUUAAUGGUUUUGAAACAACUGUUUAAUUUUUAAAAUUUUUGAAAACUUGCUAAUAACCUUUUGUUCAGAAUUUAGUAGAUUGUUUAAUGCAGGACAUCAACUACACAAUGAAAGAGUGCUUGAAAUGCUUUUGUUAUUUCAGGCAAAUCAGAUUAAAUCAAACUAUCAAACUACAAGAGAACCUUAGUCCUUUUUGUUUUUGUCUAAAUAUGUUAGUUCAGUGAUGUCUUGGUGAACUGUGAGUGAACUGUAUUGAUUUUUCUAAUAAAUUCUUAGAGACCUUCAUACAGCAUGAGGGCGUUGGCAUUUUGAAAAAGGUUAAUAAGUAGAAGCAUACAUGUUUUUCUUUUGUUUUUGAAACUUGUUUGUAAGCAUAAAUAAAUAUGCCCUUUUAUUAAAUAAAUACACAACAAUGUUUUUGACAUUUCAGCUUCCUUCCUCAGUUCUGCAUAUAUGUCUGUCCUGUUAAGCCACAAUUGGAAUAAAUUUGAAGAUGGUGGCAAUCUAAUAGAAUCAGAUUAAGUGAAUGAUCACAAUCUUGCCAUUUAACAUGUUUUUCAUAGAACUUAGUUGGUCUAAAAUAGUCUCAUAGUUUAAAAAAAAAUAAUGACUACCAUUGUCUUUGUAUAUUUUAAUUCUUAAGUGGCCAAAUAACAAAUGGUAAAAUGAGAUUAUAAUAAUUAACCAUAUGCAGGAAUGCCCAUCUCUAAGCCAAUUGGAUUCCUUAGCUAUUUUCUUCCUGUCUGCCUUCUUCCCUUGUUUGCCUCUUGUCUUUACCCUGUAUAAACUGGCAUCAUGUUAGGGCCUAGCUUUCACCAGAUACACAAUCCUCAGGCUGUUGUGAAGUUUACGAGGACUACUCCAUCUGAGAGUGCUGACCCCGCAAAGAAAUUUAGUUGAUGGUGCUUGAUAUUUUUGGUGGGUGGGGGAAAUCGUUUUCUCUCCAUCAGUUUUUUUGCAGUAAUCCUCUGCAAGUCUUAGAAACACAUUGGCUCUGUCAGCAUUUGUCAUUGUACAUUUAUUCAUCAGGUAUUUAUAGUGAUUCAUACUGUAAAAAGAGGAGGCAUGAUAUGCUGGGAAGCAUAUUUAGACUAGGAGUCAAGACCUGGUUUCUAGUCUUGGUUUUGCCAUUAAUGUGCUGCAUGAUCUUGGGAAAAUCAUUUACUCUACAUGAGGGUGGUAGAUUAGACUCUACCUUGAAGAACCCUUUCAACUCUAAACAUUGACCCUAUCAACUGGAGAAGCCUACGUACAAGGCAUAGGGAAUAGAGAAAAGGGAAAUGUUUUCAGUUUUCUUUUUUAUUUUGGUUAUGCUUAAAUAUGAAUGUAAUUACCAAAAGAUUUAGAAGUGCAUGUGCUUUGGAGGAUUUGUAUUGAGCUUUUACAGUAUUCAUUUUUCAACUAAAGGCAAUGGCUUUUUACACCAACUCUAAUCCAUAAAUGGGUCUUAAGACAUCCAUGAAGUAGUAGCAAGACAUGCUUAAUGUGUAUUUCUCUCUUUGAGACACUGUAAUUUCUACCAGAAAUUUCCAGAGCAUUAUGUAAGUAGAAAAAAAAAAAAAAUGCAAGCAAGCUGUUAAAGAUCUUGGAUCCCAUUAUAUAGUAUGUAUAGCUGAAAUCAGCAUCUGUAAUUCAAUCACUUUUUCUCUUUUAUCCUCUAACCAAAAAAUUGUUUAAUUUUGCAUCCCAAAUGUUUUUAAUCUUUGUAUAUUUUUUAAAAAUCCUUUUCUCCUCAUCAUUGCCUUUUUUGUGGUUGUAAAUAGACUUACUUGCACUUUGAAGAUGAGUUACUCCUUGUCAUCUUACAAAUAUGUGAUAUGGUAAUUUUCAUAACAGAUGUCAGUUUUGAACCAAGAAAUGGUGAUUUGUUUAUAAGAAAAAAAACUGGCUUCAUUUCUGUGAAAUUGCUCUUUGAAAAUUUCUUUUUACACGUGUAAGCCAACUGAGAUACCGUGAUGGUGUUGAUUUCUUUCAAUGAUGCUUACCAUCUAUUUUAGCCACUGAGCCUUUUAUUAUUUGUCUAUUUGUAAAGUUUAUUUGUCUUAACUCAUUUAAUAAAUAUACUGUUUAUCUGUUUCUGAA
Molecule: messenger RNA, 7493 nt
Organism: Marmota monax (woodchuck)
Lineage: Eukaryota; Metazoa; Chordata; Mammalia; Rodentia; Sciuridae
Gene: Atp2b1
Product: ATPase plasma membrane Ca2+ transporting 1
Exons: 22
Coding region: 874-4623 (1249 amino acids)
Biological process (GO): calcium ion transmembrane transport; regulation of cytosolic calcium ion concentration
Cellular component (GO): intracellular membrane-bounded organelle; membrane
Molecular function (GO): ATP binding; ATP hydrolysis activity; P-type calcium transporter activity
Source: RefSeq, a predicted model, not a curated record